Molecule: messenger RNA, 1181 nt
Organism: Tetranychus urticae (two-spotted spider mite)
Lineage: Eukaryota; Metazoa; Arthropoda; Arachnida; Trombidiformes; Tetranychidae
Product: mitochondrial protein C2orf69 homolog
Cellular component (GO): mitochondrion
Source: RefSeq, a predicted model, not a curated record
UAUCCUUCACUUUAUUAUUACCUAGUGAUUCUUAAUCAUUGCAAAUGUGAUUGACAAAGAGUAGUUACUUUGAUAAUUGAACUCCCCGCCUUUAUUUUGAUUACUGUUUUUGUUGCUGUUUUUUGUGCUUUUGCUUUCAAAAUAUUUUCACUCGGUCUUAAUCAAUCAUUAAUAGGUGUUUUAAGGUUUUAAUUUCAGUCAAACUCAACUUUUCUGAUAUUUGCUCUGUUAUUUAUUUGUAAAUCGUCAUUCGACACAUUCAUUGGUGAAAUGGCUGCCUCAAUCUCUCAUAAAACGAUAACCAGAUUAUUAAAUGUAACUGGUUUAGGUGAUAAAGUAAAUGAUCUCAUCCUUUCUCGUGUCUGUUCUGGAAAAUCUGAGAACUUGGUUAUAUUUUUUCAUGGAGAUAUUCAGUAGGAUUACUCUGAAAUGAUGUCAGCCAAUCCAAACUCUAAAAAUUAUUGCCAAUGGAAUCUUGAGGAUACUGGUUCAAUUUUGGCCAAAAAGUUUUCCAAUCAUGUAAUUAUGACCGUUAAAGCUUCAAGAAUCGACUCUCGGGCCAAAGCUUGUUUUGAUAAUUUUGUGAAGACUGACCGUUACGGUGAGCCGACUUUUGCCAUGGACAUCAAGCCUUUAAUGCAUCUUCAACUUUUAACUGAACAAGCAAUCAAAUCAUCUGAUUGGCUAUCUUCUUUGAAAUGUAUUAAACUUAUCGGUUUUAGUCAAGGGAUGACUGUCAUAAAUCAAAUAAUCCAUUCACUUUACUCCUUGGAUCAAUCUCCUAAUUCUGAUCUUGAGGCUUUCGCUUCUUUAAUCAAACAUAUUUACUGGCUUGAUGGAGGUAAAUGCUGGUUAACUGAUGAAAAAAUCAUACAAACACUGAAAAAUAGACGCAUUUUUGGACACGUAUAUGUCACUCCAUUACAAGUCUGCAAUCGCGAUCGUCCCGAUAAUCAAAUUAAUUAUAAAAUUUUUCUUAGUUUUUUGGAUUGCCUUAAAAUUGAUCAUGUUCACAAGCUUUACUACAAGGAUUCCGAACCUUCAUUUGCUCAUCAUUUCCAACUUUUAGCAGAUUUCGAUAGCGAUUAGUCUCCACGAUGAUCUCACUGUAAUCUCAAAUCAAUUUGAUCACCUUUAUUCAAGUUAGAAAUAAAAGUUACAUUCAAUUCUGUAUCAAUUAA